Maudiozyma saulgeensis is the source of this 1101-nucleotide messenger RNA. NCBI's taxonomy places the organism in Eukaryota, Fungi, Ascomycota, Saccharomycetes, Saccharomycetales, Saccharomycetaceae. The record is from the annotation of a GenBank genome assembly.
AUGCCACUGUUAUUGACUGAGUUGCCAGCAGAGAUUCUUUGCUAUAUUUUGAAUCUUACGAAGAGAGAUCUCUGUGGCGUUUGUAAGUUAUUUAUGAGUCUGUACAAUGAUACAUAUAUGCACAAAUGUUUGAAGAUAUUCCCUCUUGGUAAUCAAGCUUGGAGUGUCUUGCAACAACCUUUGAAGGAAGAGAUUAUGACAUUGGAUGUUCAUAGACGACAUAUACGGCGGUCUCUAUAUAUGAAUUUACUCGAGAACCCUAAGAAUGAUUUUGGUCAGAAUUCGUCAGAUAAUGUUCCAUUUGGAGAAUAUAUUGUAGAUUCAUGGUAUUUGAUUCAUAGUCUUCUAUUUACUUGUCCGUUCGUUUCAAAUAUUAAUUUAUAUGAUAACAUUCAGGAGGAUGAACCAAUUAUGCAUAGUACACUUUUUUGUUUACCGAGACAGUAUUUAAUAAAGUCUCCCAGAGUUCCACUUAAUAUGUGGCUAUCAAUCAAAGAUGUAUCUUACCUAUACCCAAUCCGUAAUAUUAUUACAAAUGUAAUGGCUACUACUGAUAUACGACGCAAUGAAGAGUUCUCUCCAUUAGGUCAACUUUGUGAUUGGAUAAAAGAACCGGGAGUAUAUUGUAUUAGACUUGGAACAAUAUCAGUAUCAUAUAUGGAUUACCAGAAGGAUAACUUAAGUCAUUUCCUGUCCAUGAAAAUUGUAGCGUCAUUAACAGGUGGUUAUGAUUGGAACAAUUUGUCAUCGAUAAAUCUUUUGGGUUAUAAUUUUGAUUCCUAUGCUACCCACUUGAAAAGACCUUGGAUUUUAUUUAAAUUAGACUUAAUGUACGAAUCAUUGUUUUAUCCAGCACAAAUACCUAAGAUGAACUCCAUAUUAAGUAGUCUGGAAGAUGAAAUUCAGAAUGAUCCAAUGACCAUCACAACAACAAUUGACAAAACCAUCACUCACAACAACUCUGUAUCCGAAAUUCCCCCACUAAUAAGACAAGAUUUUAAGAUACCUUUAGAGAUAUUAUCGACAUAUAGAGAUGACCAGAUGGAUCCCCCAAUUAUUCCAUCCAUACCUGAUCCAAGAGUACCAUCAAUAAUAAUAUAG